UCGAGUAACCAUCGGAUGUCGACGCGUUGAGCCACGGGGCCUAGCAUGUAGCGUAGCAUCCAAGUAAGCCCCUACCGAUUUAACGAUUCCGUCCAUUGUUUUCUAAAGUUUCAAUUUGAAGCACUGAGCAAAGAUGGCGAAGACGGGGAGAGGGCAGAGGGAAAAGAAAGUCUCAGAGACUUUAGAGCAAUGGCGGCAGGUGAAUUCAUGUUACCAAAUGAAAAGAAGGAAAAGAAGAGCUCACAAGGGUUCAAAAAAAGGGUGUAUGCCAGGAAAAGGAGGGCCUGAAAAUGGGCAGUACAAUUACAGAGGGGUUAGGCAGCGGACAUGGGGUAAAUGGGUGGCUGAAAUCAGAGAGCCCCAGAAAGGUAAGCGCCUCUGGCUCGGAACUUUCAAUACAGCUCAUGAGGCUGCUCUUGCAUAUGACCAUGCCGCUCAAAUCAUGUAUGGGUCUUUUGCCUGCCUUAAUAAUCCUCCUCUGCAACCUCAGAAUAACAAUAUAAGUGAUUUAAAUCCAAAUACAGACAACUCAUCCAAUGUUGAAAGUACCCAGGGGGAUCUGCAAAUUACAGAUACCCAGCUAAGUGAUAUUAGUAUAGACGAGAUUUUGCAGAUGUUUGAUGAUGGAGGAGGAGAUGAGAAUUUUCCAUUGCAAAGGCUUACCAACUGACAUUCCAAGAGCUCUUUUGAAACGUAUACACGCCAUUAAUAAAGUUUUCUUUGCUCUGGAUGGUGGUUUUUUGGUAUAUAUAUCUUCAUCUUUGUAUUCCUUUUGGCGCAAGGAUAAGCAUUCGGACAUGUGGCAAACAAACAACUGCAUUUAUUUUGGUUCUGGCUUCAUAUUAUGAAGACACUUGGAAAUCUAUUCUAGUUCUGUGUUCUUAUUACCUAAGCAAGACGCUUACAAGGACACAACAGGAUUUUACACGAAAUUAUAUUUUCUUUGAUUGUACGAAAACCCUAAAUUGGUCUGUAGUAUAUUUUUGAAAUCAUGUGGCUUCCUUGUUUCACAUCUUAAAGUUUACUGUAAACCUUGCAUGCCAAUCGAAAAUUUAAAUCAAAUGCAUAUUUUAUUAUAAUCUUAUAUUAUUUAUAAGAGUUUUAAA
Messenger RNA from Cryptomeria japonica (Japanese cedar), 1106 nucleotides. RefSeq names its product putative dehydration-responsive element-binding protein 2H. The transcript is spliced from 2 exons. Gene Ontology annotation, biological process: regulation of DNA-templated transcription. Gene Ontology annotation, molecular function: DNA-binding transcription factor activity; DNA binding. The coding region runs from base 134 to 670 and encodes 178 amino acids. The record is from RefSeq and is a predicted model, not a curated record. NCBI's taxonomy places the organism in Eukaryota, Viridiplantae, Streptophyta, Pinopsida, Cupressales, Cupressaceae.